Molecule: messenger RNA, 6288 nt
Organism: Betta splendens (Siamese fighting fish)
Lineage: Eukaryota; Metazoa; Chordata; Actinopteri; Anabantiformes; Osphronemidae
Gene: prdm2a
Product: PR domain containing 2, with ZNF domain a
Exons: 4
Coding region: 494-4654 (1386 amino acids)
Biological process (GO): regulation of transcription by RNA polymerase II
Cellular component (GO): nucleus
Molecular function (GO): DNA-binding transcription factor activity, RNA polymerase II-specific; RNA polymerase II transcription regulatory region sequence-specific DNA binding
Source: RefSeq, a predicted model, not a curated record
UUAUAACGGUCGCGCAUUGAGUUUUUUUCCUAACUGUAGCCAGUGCUUGGGAGCUAGCACUGCAGCUAGCAUCAUGUUAUAAAUGCUUUAUGGAAGAUGUUAUUUUUCACUCGUGAUGAAAGUCUAGCGCAGGAGCUGUGACGUUGCAGGUCUUUCUUCUGUGCACGGCAGCGUUCGUGCGGUUUUACAGACGCCAAGCUGAGCGCGGACGAGUUAGCAGCCUCACUAGCAUAACAGUCAUUUGACGACGUGUGGUGCGACCAGUUAGCAAUGGUGCAGGGACGGGGAGCGUCAUCAGAGCCAGGUGGAGCCGAUGCGUGCGAUCGCCCCAAACCAUACCAGCUUCACGAUGCUGGCGAAUACAAAAGAACAGUCUGUCUGUUCAUCUGGCAAACAAAACAUACCUUCCACCUGCAUGAACAACUAAAAUGGUGAGAUGAGAGUCCUGUGUGACAGACUUCUUUCAAAGAACUGGAUAUAAUCCCUAAAGAAGAUGGAGAAGUCUCCUCAAUUGUGCAUCUCUGAAUCUGGCGCCAAAGAGGCUCUGGAGGAUCAGGAGGAAGAGGGGGACGAGGAGGACGAUGGUGAUCGCAACCACAACAACAUUUCUCAAGGUGAAACUAAUCUGGACCAGUCUGUGCACCCUGACCCUUACAAACAUCCCAAUCAGCAUACAGAUAGAGCCUGGGACUCUUUUGAUUGCCAGUACUGUGAGAAACAUUUUACCAGCAAACAAGGGUUAGAACGACACACGCAGAGUCAUGCUGUGGCAAAUGAAGAGACACAAGCAUACAAAAGCAAUAAGAGCAUCAUUUCUUUUGCUUCAACAACAUUUCAGUUGCAGAAUGAGGAGUUGAAGUCUCUGGAUCUUGGAGGCUCAGUUAUACAGCAUCAUACCUCACCAUCCAUUAACUUUGAUAUGUCCACCACUUUGUCAUGUGGAGACCAUGCUGCUCACCCAGACAAACAAGGAGCAAUGGACGGCCAUCAUGCUUGCAAAUAUUGUGACAAGAUUUUUACUACAUACACCAACAAGCAACGGCAUGAGCGCAGGAUACACAUGCAGCACCUGCAACAAGUGCACAGAGAAAAUAAACAACUGCCACGGGAGAAAAAUCUUCACAAAAACGUCAGUGAAACAUCUCAACGGGAAGAGCAGAUUCCUGAUAAUGCCAUGCCUGCAGCUGCUCUGGAGAAUGAAGGGGAGCACACAGAACAGUACAUGUUGGAUGUCUCCAACAAUAUUUCAGAAAAUCUCAGCUUCUACAUUGAUGGAAAAAUCGUGUCAACAAGUACAGUUAGUAGCUGUGAGGCAGCAGAUGUUCAUUUGGGGUCUUCAGCUUUACUGGAUGCUCUUUUUCUAGACCCCACCCAAAUUAGUCAGGUUUUAAAUAAUGAUUCAGUUACAUCCAAAGAUGUACCUGGUCAACCGAUGGCUAGGAGACGAACUGCAACUCCACCACUUUUGCCACAGAUUAAAACUGAGCUUGAAUGUGAGAUGGCAGUGUCUUCAUCAUCAUCAUCAUCAUCUCUUGCAUCUUCCCUAAUUGAGAGUGUUCUUCCCCAGAAUACAGAGUCUACAGUAGUGCAGAAUGAAAGAACAGUAUUUCUGUCUCCUAAACUGAAGCAACUUCUGGAGAAGAAGGAUGGCCUCAAACCCACACUUGCCCUGAUCACCGAGGGACAGAAGCCUUGUUCACCUGUCUCCUUUUCUGUCCUACCUGCAGGGACAGGAAAGUUUAAAAGAAGAACUGGAUCUCCUACAAGCUCUCCACAGCAAAGCCCUUUGUGUCAUGAAGAAAUGCCAACACCAGAUUCAAGAGAUGUUGACACUGUAAGUACAGGAGAGAUGGAGCCCCACCAUGCCUCGCUUGUGUGCCAACCAUCCAAUGACAAGUAUAACAAAACUCCAUCUGUGGAAGAACAGGUAAAAACUGAGACUUGGUCCAUCACAGGAGGCAGUUCAUGUAACCAGCAACCACUGGAUCUCUCUAACACAGUUAAGAGAAAAGAAGACAUAGCAUUAGUGAACGCUGUGCUUGAUUUAAGUUUGCAAAAGAAGAACCUAGGUGAAUCUGAACUAAAAUUAAAGUCACAAGAAGAAAAAUCAAAUGUGUGCACGUUGGAAAAAGCCAUUCUUGGAGAACAGAACGUAAACCUAGAGAAUCCUGAGACUCCUCUACUCACAGACUUUACCCUACUCACAAGUUCGGAUUUGGUGACUUCAGUUGAGCCUGUUGCCGUUUAUGGACUUGCCCUACCUCCCACCUCUCUGGCUCCAUCGCCUGCCUCCCUUACCCCUGUUGGGUUGCAGCCAGCUUCGCCAUGCACUAUAACAUUUGCUUCUCCAGCUUCGCAUACCAUGCUCCCUACUGCUCCCUCCUUAAUCACAGUUUUGUCACCAUCUGUCUCUAACCCAACCCAACCAAUCCAGGUAUUGGGCCCUAAUAUAUCCCCCAAACCCUUGGUCAUCUGUGCAGGAAAUGCAUUAAAUUCAUCUGACUGUGAUAUAACUACUGCAUUUGCCACAGCAAGUACUCCAAACCUUGUCACUCUUUCCCAACCAUUAGAUUCUACACUAAAUCUGCCUGGUCAUGUGUUUCUGACAGAUCAAAUUACUAUUAAUCCAACUUUAGCUGAGUCAGCUUCUGCGUCAGAUGUGCCGUUCACAUCCAAUGUAACUUUAAAUGACCCCCUCAUCAACUCUUACAAUAUUACCAGCAACACAAUGUUGAUUGAGUGUACAAUAGCUCUUGAAACUCCAGGGAGUGUAGUUCCCACUGCAAUUACUUUCCAAGAAAACACUGUUGAGCCACCAGUGGCAACACAGAUGGUUGUUAAUCACAUAGACCAGCAGCAGAUUGUGCCUGAUCCUCAGACUGUGGACCCCACUAUUAUUUUGUCCUCCAUUGCAGAAUCAGUAACUCUGUCCACCACGUCGUCAGUGGUGUCUGAUGAGCCUCCUGUGGUUGAAUCAAGCCCUAAUACGGAGCCUGUUGCUCGGACAGAGCCACCAUCAACAAAAGAGGAGGGACCUAAAGACGUUUCUGCUUCCAUACUUGAUAUCCAAUCUGAUCCCUUACAACCGUCAGAGAAACCUGAAGAGGAAAAUUUGUCGAACCCCUCACCCAGCGGUGCACAACAGCAGACGUUCACCAAAAACUUUGUCUGCAAUGUGUGUGAUAAGCUUUUCCACUCAAUGAAAGAACUUGGCCAUCACGUAGGUGACCAUGCAGAUGAGUGGCCCUACAAAUGUGAAUUCUGUGUGCUGCUCUUUGACAAGCCCUCCGCUUUACUUGAUCAUCGAUCCAGCUUACAUGGGGUCGGAAAGACCUACGUUUGCAGUGCAUGUACGAAGGAAUUUGUCUACCUUUGCAAUCUGAAACAGCAUCAGGAGGAAUUGCAUCCUGGCCAGCAGUGCACACACACUGAAGAUGAAAAGGGGAAGCUAAGACCUCAAAAUUACAACUCCUCGAAAGUCAGUAUGGAGCCUUCAUUGUCCGAUGCUCCACAGGAACUCAAGAAGGAAGUUAAAAAGGAAGGUGGUGAGGAAGAGAUGGCUGCCGAAGAACUUUUUACAAGCAUAAAAAUCAUGGCUUCAGAUGGGAGCAAAAUUAAAGGGCCUGAUGUUCGUCUGGGCAUUAAUCAACACUAUCCCAGCUUUAAGCCGCCUCCGUUUCCCUACCACAACAGAUCCCCUGCUGCAUCAGUGGCUUCAGCCACCAACUUUACCACCCACAACAUCCCCCAAACCUUUAGUACGGCUAUCCGUUGUACAAAGUGUGGAAAGAGCUUCGAUAACAUGCCAGAACUACACAAGCAUAUCCUAGCGUGUGCAAAUGCUAGCGAUAAAAGGCGGUACACGCCCAAGAAGAAUCCCAUCCCUCUACGGCACUUUGCAAAAACUCAGAAUGGAGUAUUGUCCACGACUAAUUCUACUAAUGAACUAAAUGCUUCGAACAGAGCGAGUCACUCAAACAGGUCCAAACUUGGUCAAGAAUCAUCAGUAAAAUUGAAAUUCAAAGUACUCAACAAAAGGAAGAAAAAGUUAGUUCACAGGCUUAUGCCACAAAGGAGCAAGUCAGUCAGUGCAUCAAAUAAAGUAUCUGGACAAGUGGAUGAGCAGCAGGAGGUGUUUGUCUGUCCACACUGUAACAGGGAGUUCUCGAUGCGCCGCAGCAGAACCAAACACAUGGCAGUGUGUCCCAAGAAACCAAGGGAGGUGAAGAAGAGGAAGCAAGGAGGUCCCUCUGUAACCAAGGAAAAUGAUGGUCAUCUGCAUAGAGGGGGGUCUCACGCUGAAGAGACGCAACAAGCCUCGUCUCAGCAUAAAACACGGCUGCAGAUGUCUGGACCUGCAAAGAGGCCUGCCAUCCUGCCAGGCCAGACUCUCUUCUCUAACAAAAGGAGUAAAAUAAUCAUAAAAGAGAGCACGCAGGCAAAACCAGAGGCGCCCACUCUCGGCGAUCUCCCCAUCGUUCGUACUUUCAACCCGUCUAUGCGCCAGUACGGCCGCGUGCAGCACGGCACCAAAGGACUUCCCAUAAAAAUCACCCUAGUGAAACCGCAGACGGACGAGGUGGCGCACGCCCAGAGCCGAGGACAAGCAGCGGGAGCCGUCGCCAGCAGCCCUGAGAGCAGCGCUACGGCUUAGAGAUGACGCAGCUACUGUACGCGCCAGCAGCGGAUCAGCAGGACCGUGCUGCAUGGGUCUCUCCGUCUGCUGUCCCCCUAAAAGAACGUAACUGCUGAUCACACUGUAAAACACACGGGUUGCAUUACACUGUAUAAAAAGUGACUUAUUUCUGGAUGGGUAAUACAACUAAGGUACUGCAGUGAGUGGAUGUGUAACUGAGUGUUUGUGUGCUUUUUGUAGUAGCUUGGAGUUUUGUAGACAUGUCUGGUAAACCUUCUGUCAUCAGAUUUGCACUUUGAAGUUAACCUCACCGCUUUGUGUCACAAAUUGGAAAUGGAAUGGGAGGACUUUGGCUGGAAAGGCUGCUCCCAUUGCUUAAGUGGUCCAUAGAGGAAAAAAUGGCAGGUGGCAAUCAUGUUGCGCAUGCGUUUGCACUUCUCCUUAUCUGUUGUCUGUGGCCUUUUGGUUUGGACUUAAUGCAUGCUGUGAGCUUGCGCUGCAGGUACGUGAUCUAUGAUUUAUAUAUUUUUUUAUUUUAUGCAAUCAGGCCUUAAUUACUUAAUCUGUUUAAUUACAUUCAAACAAAAUCAGACACAGGCAAGUAAACAGUCAAAAUUCUUAUUUGACAUAUUGGAAGUAUUAAUUAAUAUAUAGAAUAUUAGUUUAACAUUGAGAUUAACUUAACAUUUAAUGCUGUAUUUUUCAGUUUACUUGCAUUAAAUCUAUUCAGCCUUGCUGCUCUGCAUAUGCAAGAAUAGGAUACUAUUGUUAAUGUGCCAUGAAUGUAAUUUAUAUAAUGUGAUUAAAGAAGACAUGAACAUGAUGAAUAAACAUAAUUCUGUGUUUACAACAUGAAAAGGCCCAACUAAAAAGAUUCCACAGACCUAUUUGUAUGCAUUAAUCCAGUUAUACUGUAUAUUCAAAAAUCCUCUCUGUUCUCUGAGAUUGCAAUAGUCCUUCAGAAAAGAAAUCCAUUAUAUUCACAGGAUUCCAGUUUGUUUUUGGCUUUAGUUUGCACUUCUUUAACCACCGUGUGUUUUUGAUUGUCUGUAAAUCUUCACAGUAGAAGUCUGUUACUUGUCUUGCUAUGCGUAGCAUACAACCAUUUAACCAUCGUUUAGAAUCUGUGUAACAGUCGUCAAUAGUUUAUUGUGUAAUGGGUAUAAAAAGACAAAUAGGAAAUGGAUCAAUUAUGGGGUGGUUGCUUAAACCCUGUAGUGAUGUGCACAUAUGUGUGGCAAGUUGUCACCGAUCUGAAAGAGUGAGCGGGUCCGAUUUAGUUUAAAUGUUUAUAAGCAGCUAGUUUGAUGAUGUAUUGCUUUACAGGGUAAAUAUUACAUUAUGAAUGAACUGAAUUAUAUUAAUUUGGGCAGACUAAACGGUGUCUGUAAUCUAUUUGAGAGAGAGGGGCUGAGUAAUGGUACUUCUCUGAUCAUUUUGCCUUUUCAGCUCUAGCUGGGUACGUCCCUCAUUCAGACUGCAGAGUGGUGGAUGUACUACAGUUGUUGGGGAGACUGUUAUUUAACUGUGAAACGUGCUUGUAAAACUUGAUUUAUGUAUAUUUAAUAAUUUAAUGGUUGAGUUACUCUGUAUGAUUUGCACUAAGGUUUGUUUUUCAGGCAAGUGUUGGAAAUAAAUGGAGAAUGUUACAA